Carassius carassius (crucian carp) is the source of this 1857-nucleotide messenger RNA. It is a transcript of the gene uckl1a, whose product is annotated as uridine-cytidine kinase 1-like 1a. The record is from RefSeq and is a predicted model, not a curated record. Lineage: Eukaryota; Metazoa; Chordata; Actinopteri; Cypriniformes; Cyprinidae. Gene Ontology annotation, molecular function: kinase activity; ATP binding. The transcript is spliced from 13 exons. Gene Ontology annotation, cellular component: cytoplasm.
CGAAACUACAUUUCCCACAAUGCUUUUCUCGACGUAUUAACAGCUGACUGUCGAGUCCUGCUUCAUGGCGAGUCGGAUCUCAGUGGAAAGUUAUGUGUGAGAUGGAGUGCAGGAGGAAACACUCAAGCCGGUCGAACAGUGGAAGUGGUGAAGACUCUCUGGACAGACUCCUCCCUGCGGUCAGCACUUCUCGCAGGAAAAGCAGCACUCUGGGUAAAACCGAACCUCCACUGCUCCGCACCGGCACACGUACCAUCUACACAGCCAGCAGACCGCCCUGGUACAAUGAACAUGGAGCACAGUUUAAAGAGGCCUUUGUUAUUGGUCUGUGCGGUGGCAGUGCAUCUGGAAAAACUUCUGUAUCCAAUAAAAUCAUUGAAGCUUUGGAUGUUCCUUGGGUGGUUUUGCUAUCUAUGGACUCAUUCUAUAAGGUUCUGUCUCCAGAGGAACAAGCUCUGGCUGCCCGUAACGACUAUAACUUUGACCAUCCUGGAGCUUUCGACUUUGAGCUGCUUGUGACCACGCUGCAGAAACUUAAACAGGGAAAAAGUGUAAAAAUCCCAGUCUAUGACUUCACUACACAUGGACGCCAGAAAGACUGGAAAAAUGUUUAUGGUGCCAGCGUCAUUAUCUUUGAAGGCAUCUUGUCCUUUGCCGACAAAGAGCUCUUGCAGCUGAUGGACAUGAAGAUUUUUGUAGAUACAGAUUCAGAUAUCCGGCUGGUACGGCGGCUGAGGAGGGACAUCACAGAGAGAGGCCGGGACAUUGAGGGAGUCAUUAAACAAUAUAACAAAUUUGUAAAACCAGCCUUCGAGCAGUACAUCGAACCCACCAUGAGACUUGCAGACAUUGUAGUGCCACGUGGUGGAGGUAACAUGGUGGCUAUUGACCUGAUCGUUCAGCAUGUUCACAGCCAGCUAGAAGAGCGUGAGAUUAGUGUCAGGGCACUCCUGGCCACGGCCCAUCAGUCCCAGCCGCUUCCUCAGACUCUCAGUGUAUUGGAAAGCACACCACAGGUCCGCGGUCUGCACACCAUUAUCAGGAACAAAGACACCAGCCGUGAUGAGUUCAUCUUCUACUCAAAGAGACUGAUGCGGUUGCUUAUUGAAUAUGCGCUGUCUUUCUUGCCCUCCAAGGUGUGUGGGUCCCUUCACAAACCCUAUAUGUCCGUUUUGCCUGAUGGUCUCUGUCUCCGUGGUAACGGAGAUCUCCUGACUCCUCAGUUUCAUUCUUUUUGGUGGCUGUGGUUACCGCUUUCUCACUUAGUUUCCGUGGUAACUAAGACCCCCCCCCCCCCCCCCCCCCCGCCCUCCAUUUAGCUGCACUACCUGCGACUGCCCAGAGACAUCAGUGAGGACCAUGUGAUACUGAUGGACAGCACCGUUUCCACAGGAGCAGCGGCCAUGAUGGCAGUGAGGGUGUUGCUGGACCAUGAUGUCCAGGAAGACAAGGUUUUGUUGGUGUCUCUGUUGAUGGCGGAGCUGGGUGUUCACUCAGUGGCUUACGCCUUCCCUCGUGUCAAAAUCAUCACCACUGCUGUGGACAAGAGUCUAGAUGACCUCCUUCAUGUCAUUCCAGGCAUAGGAGACUUUGGUGACCGUUACUUUGGGACAGAUGGGAUUUCAUCAUGGAGUGACAAAGAGCAGCAAGAACCGCAUAGCUGCUCACCAGAGGUUUGACCCGCUGUUCAAUCAAUUCCAGGAGCUGUGGAUAGCGAGGAUCAACACUUACCGUAAUUUCAUAAAAUCAGCCAGGAACAAAAAUAGAUUUGCUAGCACACUCAUGAGGUGCAGUAUUUGUCACACUUCAUUUUAUGACCUUAGGUUCAUGAUAGGAUCUAAAACAGUAAAUUGUUUU